This is a messenger RNA of Sporothrix schenckii 1099-18, 1083 nucleotides long. RefSeq lists its product as uncharacterized. The coding region runs from base 1 to 1083 and encodes 360 amino acids. The record is from RefSeq and is a predicted model, not a curated record. NCBI's taxonomy places the organism in Eukaryota, Fungi, Ascomycota, Sordariomycetes, Ophiostomatales, Ophiostomataceae. The transcript has a single exon.
AUGGCUGCACCCCAAGAGCAGUUUGCUUUCCCCUUUGUGGACAACUACAAUGUGCCGGGCUCGGCAUUUGAACAGACCGGAUUCGACAAGCUGCCAAAGCCAGACGAUGUGCGCCUCGGUCUCUUGCAAUACAGAGAACGACGUGCGGAUGCAUGGCAACUCUCGAAUGGUUUCCUGCGCCCGUCUGUGAUGAUGUACCGGGAGCUGGGUUUGGCCGUCAAGUUUGGCCACCAUGUCUCCGUCUCGGAGGCACACGCCCUGCUGUUUGUACGCAAGCAUUGUCCAGAAGUGCCUAUGCCCGAAGUGUACGCGUGGCGCCGCAACCGCCGGCAGACAUUCAUCUACAUGCAAUACAUUGAGGGCCAAAAGGUGCAAUUCGAGGACCUCGACGACGACCAGCUGCGGUCGUUUGCAAGGGCCCUGGAGCGAGUCCCCCAGUCUCUGGUCUCGCCCAUUCCGUUUAUUGGUUGGUACCUCAUGUUUACCUCCCCCAUCAUGUACGGAGACGCCUUGUCGCUUUCAAUAACUAACAAGCUAGGCCAUGUCAACGGCCGACCGCUCCGGAACUGGGAGUUUAUCAACAGCGCAACGCCACAUGCUGGACCCUUUCCCAGCCUGGCUGCCUUCCACGACUGGCUGACGACGGACUUUGGCAAAUCGCCAUCGAUGAGCCGCGGUCUUUGUGCGCCGACCGCCAGGUACGAUGCCGAUACAGCGCGACGACACAUACGGACCGCCGAGAACCGCGCCAAACUCACCAACAAAGUCCCCAUCGUGCUGACCCACGGACGCCUGGGGGCGGCGAACGUUCUGGUGCGGUACCCGGCACACGACGGCGGCAGCUCGAGCGGACCGACUCCUCCGCGGAUUGUCGCUGUCUUGGAUUGGAGUACGGCCGGCUGGAUGCCUGCGCACUGGGAGCACUGCGGCGAGAUGUGCAACGACGACAAAGCGUGCAUUCUCCACGAGCAGUUCGUCAACGGCCCAACCAAGAAUGGUAAUGGUGAGACAGCCAAGGUGGACGGGGCAGUGCUGGACCACGUAAACAGCGUCGUUCAUUUCACGCUCAGCGCCUCUCACUGA